CUAAGAAAUCCUGAGCACAUAACAGGGAGAUCCUCUUACUUGCCUAAAAUGACAACCACCAAUGGGACCAUAGAGAAUGGACAGUCUGACAAGAAGUCUCUUAUUCUGCCCCGGCCCCUCACCAACCUGGAGAUACAGCAUCGUCAGAUAUUCAUUAACAAUGACUGGCACAGCUCUGUGAGUGGCAGAACUUUACCUGUAUAUAAUCCAGCAACCGGCAAGAAACUCUGUGAGGUGGAGGAAGGUGACAAGGCAGACGUGGACAAGGCUGUGGACGCAGCAAAGGCAGCUUUUCAGAGAGGGUCUGCAUGGAAACGGCUGGAUGCUACAGGAAGAGGGAGACUGUUGCAUAAGCUAUGUGACCUAAUUGAGAGAGACCGACUGAUACUGGCUACUCUAGAAACAAUGGACACUGGGAAACCUUUCCUGCAUUCCUUCCUGAUAGACAUGGAGGGCUGUAUUAGGACACUGCGGUACUUUGCAGGAUGGGCUGAUAAAAUACAGGGCAAAACAGUCCCUGUGGAUGAAAGCUUUUUCUGCUACACAGUUCAUGAGCCCAUAGGAGUGUGUGGGGCAAUCACACCAUGGAACUUUCCUCUUCUGAUGCUGAUUUGGAAGAUGGGCCCAGCACUGUGCUGUGGGAACACAAUGGUUAUAAAACCAGCUGAACAGACACCCCUAACAUCUAUCUACAUGGGGUCUUUAAUCAAAGAGGCUGGAUUCCCUCCUGGGGUGGUGAAUAUAGUACCAGGAUACGGACCCACAGCAGGGGCUGCCAUCUCUUACCAUCCAGAUAUUGACAAGGUUGCAUUUACUGGCUCUACAGAGGUUGGGAAAUUAAUCAAGAAAGCAGCAUCUAAAAGCAAUUUAAAACGUGUCACUCUAGAGCUUGGAGGAAAAAAUCCAUGUAUUGUUUUUGCUGAUUCUGACUUGGAGCAGGCUGUGGAAUGUGCUCACCAAGGCAUCUUCUUUAACCAAGGCCAGUGCUGCACUGCAGCUUCACGAGUUUUUGUUGAGGAAUCAAUUUACCCUGAAUUUGUGAGACGCAGUGUGGAACAUGCCAAGAGGCGGCUGGUGGGAGACCCAAUGGAUCCGAAAACUGAACAGGGUCCUCAGAUUGAUCAGGAGCAAUAUAACAAAAUUCUGGAACUCAUACAAAGUGGAAAGGAAGAGGGAGCGAAACUGGAGUGUGGGGGGUCUGGCCUUGGGGACCGAGGCCUCUUCAUUAAACCCACUGUAUUUUCUGAGGUGAAAGAUGACAUGAGGAUAGCCAGGGAGGAGAUUUUUGGCCCUGUUCAAGCCAUCCUUAAAUUCAAAAGUAUAGAUGAAGUGAUUAGGAGAGCGAAUAGCACAGAGUACGGUCUCACAGCUGCAGUAUUCACAGGGAGUCUGGACAAAGCGCUGACCAUUGCUUCUGCACUUCAGUCUGGGACUGUGUGGAUUAACUGUUACAAUGCUCUACAUGCGCAAACACCUUUUGGAGGCUUCAAAAUGUCAGGAAAUGGCAGAGAACUAGGUGAAUAUGCUUUGGCAGAAUAUACAGAGGUUAAAACAGUCACCAUCAAACUGAGCCAGAAGAACCACUAUACAAAUACUGUAACAGACAACUGAGAAGGAGGAUCAGAAACUUCUCCUGGAUAGCACUUGCCAACCCCAAGGGAAUAUCCUGCAUACAUGUUUUUCAUCUUUGAGCAAUUCUGUGAUGCAACAGGACUUACCAUGUCUAUUUCCACUUCAGACUCUUGCAUUGAAAUCUGUCAAAACAUUACAGUAUUUUUUCCAAGCCAGGAAUUAAUUAUCGGUUUUCAAGUUUAAAUCACAGAACAGCACUUCAGUGCCACCUGCAGGCUGAAAAACGACAGCAGCACCAUGGAAAUCAAAGAUCAGAGACAACUGCAAGAUAAGAAUGUUAAAGGGACAUGAAACCCAAAAUUUUUCUUUCACGAUUCAGAUAGAGAAUACAAUUUUAAACAACAUUCCAAUUUACUUCUAUUAUCUAAUUUGCUUUAUUCUUUAGAUAUCAUUUGUUGAAGAAAUGGCAAUCACACGAGGCAUCUACAUGCAGCCACCAACUAGCAGCUACUGAGCCUAUCUAGAUAUGCUUUUCAACAAAUGAUAUCAAGAAAGCAAAUUAGAUAAUAGAAGCAAAUAAGAAAGUUGUAUACAAUUGUAUACUAUUUUUAAAUCAUGAAAGAAAAAAAUUGGGUUUCAUGUCCCUUUAAUAGCAGUAAUAAAUAUUUUCAAGCUGUUUAAUUAAAUGUACAAAUAAUACACAUGUUUACAUCAAUGUGCAACUCCUCUCAAAUUCUUUCCCAUCCCUUAUCUUGCUCUUUUCCUUAUUGGGCAAUCAGCUAAGUUAUUUGUUCUAUAAUUAUUAGUUUUUAGCUUGAUAUUAUAAGACAACUCCGCUCAGAAAACCAGAGUCUAGAAAAAGUUCUUCAAGUUUUAUUUUUUUAUUUUUUAUGAAAGACCGUUAUUAUUGUACUUGGUACUUAGUGAACUGCACUAGAACAUAUUUAGGGGAGGUUUUACAGUAUAUGUUUUGUUUCAGCAGCAAUGUUCUUACCCACAUUCUUAACCAGCCCCUAUAUGGGCUGCAGACUCUUUUAUAUGAUUUGGGUACACUGUAUUUCAUUUUUUUUCUAUGAAUAUAUAUAUAUAUAUAUAUAUAUAUAUAGUCCCCAGUGGAUUCCACACUCACUAUUACAAAACAGCAUCCAGGGUGCACUUUAAAUAUUAGCAAAGAUAAUC
This is a messenger RNA of Bombina bombina (fire-bellied toad), 2751 nucleotides long. It is a transcript of the gene ALDH1A3, whose product is annotated as aldehyde dehydrogenase 1 family member A3. The record is from RefSeq and is a predicted model, not a curated record. The coding region runs from base 49 to 1611 and encodes 520 amino acids. The transcript has 13 exons. Gene Ontology annotation, molecular function: aldehyde dehydrogenase (NAD+) activity. Lineage: Eukaryota; Metazoa; Chordata; Amphibia; Anura; Bombinatoridae.